AUGGGUCUUACAGAGGAACAAAAGCAGCAUUUUAUCGAAAAUGGCUGGUUAAAAAUUGAAAGUGCCUUCACGCCCGAGCAGGCUGCGCCGAUGCUAAAAGACGUUGAAGAACGUCUCGGCGUAGACUUGAAUGAUAAGACAACCUGGAAGCAGUGGCGUAUCAACCUCAAGCCUAAUCGGUGGGUUCAGGCAUCUGAAUUCGCCCCCAAGGCUUGGGAAGCCAUCUGCGAGCUCUCUGGCGGGGAGCAUCGCCUGGACCCUGAGGGCUGUUUCUGGAGCAAUGGUUUCAUCGUCAAUCUUGGUGAUUCUGCCUAUGAAGGCAAGCCAUCGCCACUAGAGGGACUGGACCAAUUCCAUACCGAUGGGCAGUUCUUCGUCCACUAUCUUGACAGCCCUGAGCAGGGUAUUUUUUGCGUGCCGCUUUGGACCGAUAUAGUCCCAGGUGGUGGUCCCACAGCUCUCUGCUCUGGGACUGUAGGCACUGUUGCAAAAUGGCUAUAUGACCACCCUGAUGGCACCAACCCAGACCUGCUCCCACGAGGCCAUCCACGGUUCAAUGAUCCCAACGGCACCAAUUUAGAUUGGUCAAACGAAGUUGCUCGGACCAACGGUCGUUUCGACCUGGGCACAGGCAAGGUUGGGGAUGUGUUUUUGUUGCAUCCGUUCUUGGUUCACUCCCCGACACGUAAUGAGAAGAAGCUCUUCCGUGCCAUAACGAAUUCAAAGACUAGUUUGAAGGAGCCUAAUCUUCUACAUCGUGCGGAUGGUAAGUAUAGCAUUCUCGAGCAGACCAUCAGGCGCGGUUUGAUGCAGAAUGGUGUGACGGAGGAGGGUUUGAAGAACUGGCACAUCACUGCACCUCGAGAACAAUUUCAGCCAGGUCUCGUUGGUAGAAUUGUACCGACAAAGGCCGAUGUCACCCCUCUAGACAAAUUUGGAGUACCUGCAGUAGCGUGA
Messenger RNA from Fusarium pseudograminearum CS3096, 957 nucleotides. RefSeq lists its product as uncharacterized. The coding region runs from base 1 to 957 and encodes 318 amino acids. The transcript is spliced from 2 exons. Lineage: Eukaryota; Fungi; Ascomycota; Sordariomycetes; Hypocreales; Nectriaceae. The record is from RefSeq and is a predicted model, not a curated record.